Molecule: messenger RNA, 1337 nt
Organism: Elaeis guineensis (African oil palm)
Lineage: Eukaryota; Viridiplantae; Streptophyta; Magnoliopsida; Arecales; Arecaceae
Source: RefSeq, a predicted model, not a curated record
UAAUCCAGGGGUUGAAGGAGGAGUUGGAGCAAUGCCGGGGGGACCGAUGCGCAAGGUCCUGCCACGUCCUCGAAGAAUUCAUGCCCGUCAAGAGUAAAUUCGAGGAGGAGGGCACGGUGAAGCUGGAAGACGAUACCAAAGAUAAGAUGAACUGGAUGAGCUCCGCUCAGCUCUGGAGCGAUAAUUACAGUGACGAGAACAAAAACAUUAACACCAACAACGAGAAGAGAAUAGCCGAAAAGAGAGGUGGAGAGCCCGACCGCGAGACCUCGUCGCUGGAAUCCAGAGGUCGGAGCCGGGGAGGCGCAUUGGUGCCGUUCAAAGGCCCAUCGGCGCUUGCCGUGAACCCGAUGAAGGAGGAUAAACCGGCGGUGGCGUUGCCGGACCUAUCCCUGCUGUCCCCUGGGAUCAAGGCCUCGCGCCCGGUGCCGGCCGUGAUCGAGGACCACCGCGGCGGUUGCCUGAUCUCCAAGGUCGCCGUGAGAUCCCCGGCGCCGGCGCCGGCGCCGGUGUCUGCAGUAGGCGCCCACCUCAGCUUGCAGGCCCAGCAGCAGCCCCCGAGGAAGGCUCGGCGGUGCUGGUCGCCAGAGCUACAUCGCCGCUUCGUCGCCGCCCUCCAGAAACUAGGCGGUGCCCAAGUGGCUACUCCAAAGCAGAUCAGAGAACUGAUGAAAGUUGAUGGGCUUACGAACGAUGAAGUGAAGAGCCAUCUGCAGAAAUAUAGAUUACAUACUCGAAGGGUGCCGAAUGCUUCUGCUGCAGCAAACAGUCCUGUUGUCAUGAUGGGAAGCUUAUGGGUUCCUCAGGAGCACUACUCUACUUCAAAGCAGAGCGCUUCGCAGUCUGGCUCACCCCAGAGCCCUCUCCAAUUAGCCGGUUCUGCCCGCACAAUCUCCAUUACUGCUGGAGAUAGUUGUGAGGAAGAAGAUGGGAAAUCGGAGAGCUACAGCUGGAAAUGAGGGAAGUUUUAUUCUGGAAAUAGUUGAGCAGAGGAAGUGAGGCCUAGAUAUAUGUCGAAGAGACUGACAUAUGGGAAUUGAUGUAUAGAGAAAUUAAGAGUUUUACUGAUAUAGUGCCAGGGACAAACCAAUAGGGUUGGAGUAAAAUUCUGUGAUAUAGAGGGAAAAGAGGAAUAGCUGUGCUGAGAAUAGGAGUUAUGGAGCUCCUUAGAUAAAAUUUUGGUCAGAGUUUCAGUUUUCCUCCUUGGUUCUUCUUUUCUUUACCUUCGUGUUCUGAACGGUGUGAGGGUUGUUGUGACACCUAGUGGAAAUCCACCGGAAGUGUCAUUUUCCCCUUGGAUAAAGUCUUUACUGCUUUUAGACAUGCUGGUUCUUGCA